Messenger RNA from Seminavis robusta, 1023 nucleotides. The record is from the annotation of a GenBank genome assembly. NCBI's taxonomy places the organism in Eukaryota, Bacillariophyta, Bacillariophyceae, Naviculales, Naviculaceae.
CAUAAAUCAACACAUCCACCGCAAAAAUAAUACAACAAUCCAACAAGCAAACAAUCACAAUGACAUCCACAAUGACCAUCACAGCAACAAAGACCAGUGCCAGCCAAAAGCUGGGACUGAGGCUUGACCGCUUGGAAAAUGGAACCUAUUUGGUCAAGGCCUUGGAGGCUGGUCUCUUGCAGGGCUCUGGGCUCCAACCGGGACAAGAGGUCUUGUCCAUCAAUGGAACAGAAGUCACGGGCAUGGAUUCCAACAUAGUCCUGUCUUUACUCACAUCUGCGGUAGGAGAAGUCGCCAUCCGAGUGGUGCCCCAAAUUAAGCAUCGACUCACCAGCCAAGUGCAAAGCUUUGGCAUGCAUUGCGAACUUGUCGAUACCCAGCCACAUCUCGCGCCAGAAUUCAACCAAACUGUAGCACAAGUCAAGAUGGAGCGAUACAGAUCGGUACCAAGAAUGCUUCAAGACAUGGGUGUCAGCGAACAGACAUGGAAGCACAUCACGGACGCGUUUGCCAAGGAUCUCGUGCCGGCGCUGAAACGUGCUUUGGCCAUGGAUGGGAUCUUUCGUUACGAAAUGGGGCGAUAUGUUCGUGCCCAAGUGAUCCUUGGAGGAAUAGCAGGAAAAGUUCAAGUUGGUACGGAGAGCAGUCGCGAGAAGAAAAUUCACAUGAUGACACUUCAAUCCGCAAUCCAACAUAACAAUCUUGCGAUGGUGGCCAACAAUGUGCUCGCCAAAGCAAAUGCCUUGUAAACAUGCCUGGCUUCAUGGCACAGCUAGACUUCGAGGAAAGGACACUGCCCAAAUUUUCCCAAAAUCAAAAAGGACAAAACAAGGUCAUGCUGCCCCGUGGCAUUACCUUUACUCAAAUCCGAGGAAGAGCAGCAGCCGCAACACUCCAUGAGCUGCCAGUGGCAUUGGCAUUUCCCACCUCGCAGGAUCUCGCAGAUGACAGCGUUGAUGUGUAGACCCGAGCCUUAGUGUAAUGAAACUUGAAAUUAGCCUACUAUAGUAAUGAAACUUGAAA